Molecule: messenger RNA, 339 nt
Organism: Choloepus didactylus (southern two-toed sloth)
Lineage: Eukaryota; Metazoa; Chordata; Mammalia; Pilosa; Megalonychidae
Product: 60S ribosomal protein L30-like
Cellular component (GO): cytosolic large ribosomal subunit
Molecular function (GO): RNA binding; structural constituent of ribosome
Source: RefSeq, a predicted model, not a curated record
AUGGCAGCCGCAAAGACGGAAAAGUCACUGGAGUUGAUCAACUCUAGUCUCCAACUCAUUAUGAAAAGUGGAAAGUAUGUGCUGGGAUACAAGCAGACUCUGAAGGUGAUCAGGCAAGGCAAAGCAAAACUAGUCAUCCUCACCAACAACUGCCCAGCUUUGAGGAAAUCUGAAAUAGAGUACCAUGCCAUGUUGGCCCAAACUGAUGAAUACAGUGCCAGUAAUACUGAAUGACAGUGUGGAAAACACUAUAGAGUAUGCACAUUGGCUAUCAUUGAUCCAAGUGAUUCUGAUAUCAUUAGAAGCAUGCCAGAACAGACUGAUAAAAGUAAAUCAUGA